Molecule: messenger RNA, 1221 nt
Organism: Suhomyces tanzawaensis NRRL Y-17324
Lineage: Eukaryota; Fungi; Ascomycota; Pichiomycetes; Serinales; Debaryomycetaceae
Product: alpha/beta-hydrolase
Exons: 1
Coding region: 1-1221 (406 amino acids)
Source: RefSeq, a predicted model, not a curated record
AUGGUUUCAGUAAGAGGAUCUUUGCUCAUGCUCAGGCUUACGCCUGAGUUGAUUUACUAUAUCCUUAGAUACUUUGUUAUUGGAAGCCCUUACAGAAAAUUGAAGAAUCGCUUUGUGGCUACAAUCAAGAUGGUUAUUUACAGGUGGGGCAUUUCUUUGCCAAUCCCUGAUGGUAGGUUCAUAUCGUUCUUGAAGAACAAGACCUUGAUCAAUUCCGUUAUUCCAUUGGCACACAAACAAAUCACCAGCAAGUACAAUAACUACGGUAAGCAGUUCGACCCCAAAUCUAUUUGGAUCUACGAGAAGCCAGACAGAAAGCCUUCAGACCCAGUUUUGAUAUACCUUCAUGGCGGAGGGUAUUACAUUCAAACAGCUCCUUCUCAGGUGACUGGAGUCAUGGCCAUCCAUCAAUUGUUGGAUCCCGAGAAACGCAAAAAUUUGUCCAUAUUACUCUUGGACUAUAGCUUGGCUUGCCAUGGUUUCACUUUACCUACCCAAUUGAAUGAACUUGACUCUUCCUACACUGAGCUCAGUAAGGGAUGCUCCAAUAUUAUCUUGAUGGGUGAUUCUGCUGGCGGGCAUUUGGCACUCACCUAUUCGCAAAAGUUGAAACUCGAGAACAUUCCAAAUAAGCCAUACCCAUCGAAGUUGGUUCUCAUCAGUCCAUGGGUCAAGAUCUUACCAAGUGAGAGUCAAUUCACACCAGGAAAUUCGUUCUACGACAAUGACGGUAGAGAUAUUAUUCAAUACUACGACAUGAACCAUCUCAAGCAUGUCGUAGGUGACAAUUCACUCAACUCGUUACUUAUGUCUCCAAGCAACAAGAUUCCCCAAGUAAGAUCUGAUUGGAACAGCAUCCCCACAUUUGCAAACCCAGAUUCUGAUAUCUUUGUUCUUCUUGGUGAGGAUGAAGCCUUUAGAGAUGAUAUUUUAGAAUGGUGUGACUACGCUUUGGGGGUUCCACUUCGUUCUCAACAUAAAUACGGCCACUUUGGCAACUUUUUUGACCCCAAAACCCACUCAUACCAUAGAGAGGGGGGCUCUGAAGGAGCUAGUGUCAGAAUCUACGUCGAACCUUGGGGUGUCCACGACUCUUGCUUUUUCUUCGAGGAUUCAUUAUUCAGUGAAAUCAAAAAGAAGAAGAGAACGUUAAAGGAUGUUGACCAAGAAAAGUACUUCGGACUUUACAGAGUUGCUAAGUUCUUGAACGACAAAUUGUAA